AUGCAAUCACUGAAAAACCUAGACCUGCUGAAGACCAUUGCUGCACCCUCAGAGAAGGAGAAUGGCGCCAAGACGAAGGUGCAACCAAACCUGGCGGAGUUGCCCAGGCGGGCGCGACAUUGGGAAACAAAGCAUAUUUCACCAAUGGAACAGCUCGAAAGGUGGUCCAAAUCAGCCUUAUCACGAGUGCCGGACCCACUGACAAGGCACCAGGAACUGCGGCUAGAUGCAAUUCAACUCAUCGCUCUAAUGAUCCUGCGGCCCAAAUUGAGUCUCUCACUUUUGCUGACUGCCUGGCUGAUCCUG
Pelobates cultripes (western spadefoot toad) is the source of this 306-nucleotide messenger RNA. The record is from the annotation of a GenBank genome assembly. Lineage: Eukaryota; Metazoa; Chordata; Amphibia; Anura; Pelobatidae.